CAGCGCUUUACGUAAUAUGACGUCCGGCAUCCGCGCCAAAUGCGAUUCUGUUUACGGAAGUCUCAGAGGGGUAUCGCCUGAACUGAUUCUUCAGAUUUGUCUGGCGUUUUCAUUUUAGUCAUAUGAUUUAUGAGGUAAUUACACCGUUUUCGAGUUGUAGAUUUUUCUUUGAAGUCCAAAUCUCAUGGAUAUUGAGGUCGAUAUAAUUGAUUUUAAAGUCCCUCUCGAAAACAACAAAACUAUUUUCGUUUGGGACAUUCAGCCAACAUUUUCAGAGGCCUACAUUUAUGAGUCCCUGUGGAGCGUGUAUUCAGCUUUUGGAGCUCUUUACCUGUUGAAGGUCUGUCCCAAUGCCACGGUGGCAGAACCUGGGUUCUAUGCACUGGUGAAGUUCUACUCAUCGGCACAGGCGUCUAAAGCUCAGCGGGCCACUGAUAAACAAUGUCUUUUCCAACGUUCUCCUUUAAAGGUCCGAUUGAGCACAAAGCAGAAUCUGUCCUUCUAUAGCUCUAAACCUCUCAGCCUUUCCAAAUGUCACAACCUGGCUAAUCACUACCUGGGCUUUGGCGGCUGGUCUACUCGCAUCGUUACUCUGAAGGACAUCUCAAGAUGCAGGGACGCAGGGUGCCAAGAAGAAACAGAUGACCAGAGUGUGCUUCUGAAAUAUGGUUGCAUAGCAGAGUUGACCUUCCAACAGCAUGGAAUGAGCUGCCAGGGGGUCGGGGUGGCAGAGGAGAUAAUCGACAACGAUCGAGAUCCAGAGGAAAAGCUGAGAAAAAGAGGGACGCUAAUGAAACGUGCCAAAGACAAAGCUGUGGUGGCUGCCUUUGAAAAAGUGCUUCUCAUGAUCUUGGGAAAUGGGAAAGUAGCGAUUGAGAUCAAGUAUGAUCCAGAUGAGAUCCUUCCAGAAGAGAACUCAGGAGGAGUCAUAAAAGUAAAUGACAUCUCCUGGAAUGAGUUUGAAGAUGCUGACAGUAAUACUGAGGAGGAUUUCCCAUGGGACCUCACAGUAGACCUCCCUCACUGACACCUACUCAAACUUUCUCAACCCACACAGUUGCCAGUGUUUUCUGGAUAAGUGACCACUGGAAAUGAUAUACGUUUUCUCUUUAAUGUUUGGUAUUGAUCAUAAUGUGUGCAGCAUUACGCUCAUCCUCUGUAGUUAACCUCCAAAUUUCAGUGCAACUGACCUCAGAUUCCUCUUCUCUAUUUCCAAAGCAGUUCUCAGGUGUUUUAUAUAUAUAUAUAUAUAUAUAUAUAUAUAAUAUAUAUAUAUAAAUGUGCUAUACUAGCAUGACCAUACAGGUUAAGUUUAAAGGUCAGAGCCACUGAUCUAUAUAUGAUUAAUAUAUAUAUUUAUAUGUAUGUAUGUAUAUGUUCUAGAUUAUAGAUCAGUGGUCAGAGCAGAUGUCAAGCCAAGAAAGACAUCCAAAAUGCAUUAACAUCUAAAAUCGUGUGUACUGAACAUGAUCUGCCUCUUUGUUUGAGUGAUUUGACUUUACUUUGAAUACAUUAAGACAGGUUUUAGUAUGUUCGCUUUUGUUUAUGUUGUGUGAAAUAAAAUAUACUUGAAGCAAUGAA
Carassius gibelio (silver crucian carp) is the source of this 1581-nucleotide messenger RNA. RefSeq names its product RAD52 motif-containing protein 1. Gene Ontology annotation, molecular function: RNA binding. Gene Ontology annotation, cellular component: nucleolus. NCBI's taxonomy places the organism in Eukaryota, Metazoa, Chordata, Actinopteri, Cypriniformes, Cyprinidae. The record is from RefSeq and is a predicted model, not a curated record. The transcript is spliced from 7 exons. Bases 185 to 1027 code for a protein of 280 amino acids.